Molecule: messenger RNA, 4402 nt
Organism: Nothobranchius furzeri (turquoise killifish)
Lineage: Eukaryota; Metazoa; Chordata; Actinopteri; Cyprinodontiformes; Nothobranchiidae
Gene: fbh1
Product: F-box DNA helicase 1
Biological process (GO): replication fork processing; double-strand break repair via homologous recombination
Cellular component (GO): nucleus
Molecular function (GO): DNA binding; 3'-5' DNA helicase activity; hydrolase activity
Source: RefSeq, a predicted model, not a curated record
AAUCAGCUGGCAGGAACAUCCCAACAUGUUUUAGGUUUCGAACUCAAAGCAGAGGGGCGUUUGAAGAAGAAGAAAACGUGAACUGUAACGUUUUCUUAAAGAAGAGAAACAAUUAGCUCAGCAGAGGUGGCUUGUUUAACUUUUCGUGUUUUGUUGUUUUGCACUAAACGUACGUUUCAGGACAAAUGAGUAUAAAUAAGCUAGCAGGGGUUGUUUUGGGUUCAGUGUUUUUCUUUUAAAAGUUAUUUUCGAAAACUUACUCGGUUCAGCAGAGGUUUAAAUUUGCGUGACUCGAUCCUGGAGCUCGCGUGGUGGAUGUUUUGGAUACAAUGAUGGAGGUUGCUUCCAAAGGAAAGGCCAAGCGGAAGCACCUAAGUGCCGGGGACUGUAAACAGCUGGCACAAAAUGCAGACUCUCUUACCCAACCCCACACUUCCAACCACGGGCUGAGACACCAUGACCACAACCAAAGGCUUCACCCCAGGACCCCCAGAAAACGACAGUGUUCUGCUGCUCCUGCCUCCCAAAGCCCCUCUGGGAAGCAGAGAGCCAUCAACGACUACUACUGUGUGUCCAAAGUAAUCAGUUCCAGUCCUCAAAAGUCCUCUCUGCCUUCCACGUCUACAGUUCCUAAAGAAGGCUCUAAGUUGGUGGAAGAAGAACAAGAUGAUGAUGAUGAGAGCCUGUUGUCUACCCCGUUGGAGUAUGAGCCAAAGGCAGAAGAUGAGGUCGAUGACGACUGUCUGCUAGCUGCAGAGAACUGUCCCUUUGAAGAGGCCAGCGCGUCAGGUGCUAGGAUGAUACCUGAGCGUGAUGGGAAGGCAGAGGACUAUCUGGAGGGGAUGACAGCUGAAAUGUUUGGAGCUGAUGGGGAAUUUGAUGAAUGCUGUAACCAAGAGGAAGAGGUGGAGCCCCUUCCUGAUGCUCACUUUGGGCUCCUGGGGAGCAGCAAGGCCCUGCUCCAGCCACAGGGCUGCAUGGAUGACCUUCCAGAGGAGGUGCUGAGGCAGGUGCUGUGUCAGGUUCCUGCUGCCGACCUCUAUCGGAACGUCAGCCUCGUGUGCCACCGGUGGAGGAACAUCGUUCAGGAUCCCACGUUUGUGCCUUUUAAGAAACAAUACUUUCGCUACACGAUGAGAGAGAAGGAGAUGGUGCUGGAGGUCAACGCCACCCUGAGGAACAGUAACAUAAGAGGGCCUCCUCCUUCAGAGCACAGCCUACGGAACCUCGUGGUUUUAAUGGCUCAGCAUAAAGCCAGGGAGCGCGUGAGACCAGAGGAUGUUCUGGAGUGUGUUAAGAAGCACCGCCUCUUCCCGCAGGCUGAAGCCUCCAUCAGAUUACGUAUUCCUGACAUCAAGAAGUUUCUUCACCUUGACAUUGAGGGUCCCAACCCAUAUGCAGCCAUGGCUGUGAUACUGAUCCUCAGCGAGUGCGUGGGGGACGUCCAGGCCUUGGUGUCCCUGCUCUCUGGCUGCAUGUCACAAACAUCCAUCACAGAGUACCUUAGCCUUAUGGCCAUGAUGCUGCUGGCUUUGGAGAGGAACGGGAUUCACAUUAGCAACCGGUACCACCUACCACACCCAUGUGUUUGGACCUCAUUUUAUUUUCAUUCAGCUGUAAUUUCUCUUGGUUUUCACAUCCUCUCCAGGUUGCAUUACAACAUCUACUAUGUGCUUCACCUGCUGGAAAAUGGACCCUUUUCUGUCAGUUCUGAUCAGACUGGGUGUCCUCAGGUUCAGCUCACACGAGAGCAGCAGCAAAUCCUGAGUCAUGACAUCCAGCCCGAGCACGUGGUCAAGAUCAUAGCGUUUGCAGGAACCGGGAAAACGACCACUCUGAUAAAAUACGCCGAGCUGCGGCCGCACAUCCGGUUCCUCUACGUGGCGUUCAACAGCUCGGUGGCCUCUGAGGCUCGACGUCGCUUCCCCAGCAACGUGGACUGCAAGACCGUCCACUCGUUAGCUUACCGUGACGUUGGCUGGAGAUACAAACCAAAGAUGACUCCUAACCUGUAUCCGUUCUCCAUCAACUUUGCCCUGCCGGCGGGACGCGGAGGCUUCGUCAGAGCUAAAGUGAUCGCUACAACUCUCAGUGCUUUCAUGGCUUCAGCAGACCCGACCAUUAGCACCAGACACGUCCCCUUUGACUACGUCACUCACAAAGGCCGCCGGACGGUCAUCGAUUCUGAAAACCAGCAGUUGUUUGCCCAAGAUGCACAAACCAUCUGGGGCAAAAUGACAGACAUCAAUGAGAAAUCGAAGCGGGCUUAUUACAUGACCCACGAUGGUUACAUGAAGCUAUGGCAGCUCAGUAAACCAAAGCGACGCCUGUCGGACCAAUACGAUGUGAUCUUCCUGGAUGAGGCUCAGGACUGCACACCUGCCAUCAUGGAUGUGCUGCUGUCCCAGCGCUGUGGGAAGAUCCUAGUUGGAGAUCCACACCAGCAGAUCUACACCUUCAGAGGAGCCGUCAAUGCCCUAACUACUGCUAGCCACACCCACAUCUUCUACCUCACACAGAGCUUCCGGUUCGGCGCAGAGAUCGCCUACGUGGGCGCCACCAUCCUCAAAGUGUGCAAGGGGGUUCAGAAGAUUCUUGUUGGAGGAAAGCAGGAGGGCGGAGUGUGUGAUGAGAUGGCUAACAAGGCGCUGGAGGCCAUGAGGACGGGAGUAAGUUCAGCUAGAGGGAAGAUCGGCAUCCUGUCCAGAUGCAACUCCGGCGUCUUUAAAGGAGCAGUGCAGCUCACAGAUGCUAACCCGAACUGUCGCGUCCACUUCAUCGGGGGAGUGGAAAACGCUGGGCUGGACAAGAUCAUGGACGUCUACCAUCUGAUGACUCAGGAGAACAAGAACGAGAAAUCAAGAUUGAUCAAAGAUGCAAUCAUUCGGUCAUUUUCCAUGAGAGAAGACUGCGCCUUCCUGGCCUUUAAGAAGUACGUCACACAAACCGAUGACAAGGAGCUGGACGGGAAAGUGAUCAUUGUGGAGAAAUACCAAAAGCGCAUCCCUGAACUGGUGGCCCGGCUGAAAGGUUGCUCCGAAGUCAGCUUACAUGAAGCAGACUUUACCGUGGGGACUGUCCACAAGGCCAAAGGUUUGGAGUUUGACACUGUGAUCAUUAAUGAUGACUUUGCCUAUAUCCCGACGUCUGGACACAACCUCAGCCGAGUUCCCGACUUCUCAUUCUCUAGGAUUCCUGCUGACGAGUGGAACCUGCUGUAUGUGGCGGUGACUCGGGCCAGAACCUCCCUAGUCCUGACUAAGAACAUCCUGCGAAUCCUCACGGUGGCCAAAGAAUACUUCCUCACAUCUCGGGUUUCCAUGGAGGCCGGCAGUGCUCCUCUCCCAUGCUCCAUCUCCGACUGUCCCAACUGCAUCACACCCGGGUCGGCGUUCACCAUGUCCAAACAAAGCUUUAAAUGCACCGACCGGGUGACUAGCAGCGGCCCGCUGUGUGAGAAGUGUGUUUGGACCCGGAUCGGUCCCACAGCCUUCCUCAUGACCGACGAGGUGUUCUCAAUGGCCGACAGACCAGAGCGUCUGGAGCCGCCCAUCCACUAUCCGUUUUUCAUGGCUCUUUUCUUCUAACUCCCUAAUAAAAACCACCCUGAUGAUGUGGUCUGGGAAACAGAGUCAUGUGACAUUGACCUAAACACCAGGAUGUAAAUGCCCAGGAAUCAUAGUUGGUCAUCAGAAAAGUGACUAAGAGUUUUUGUACUUUGUUUUUAUAACAGAUUAGAGAUGUUUGCACAAAAUCUUUUAUUUGUAUAGUCUGUUACAUGUUGGCUAUUUUAACUCCUAAUUGCACAGUGUUACUGGACUUGAAAAAGGAACGCUUUUGUUGGUUUGUCUUAAAUCUGGGAGUUUUAGCGGCGAUUUCCUUAGGAAAUGUAGCUAUUUUGACAAUUUUACAACUUUGUUUACUUUUCAACUGAAGUGUGUAAUAAAUGUUGAUGCUAGUUUAGUGAAUCAAAGUUUAGAAUGUGUUCAUCACGAAACAGACCCGCUAACCAUCAGCCUCCACUUACUCUAACGAUGUUGAAACAGCAGAGCUGACACAGAACACUCAUUUACACUGAGCAUGAUUUCCUGCUUUUAUCCAGUGAGGAACUCAACCACUUCCACUAUUGUGGGUAGCUAACAGACCUUUAGCGAGUGGAAAAAAGGAACACAUUGAUGUCAAACCUGUGAAGUCAGACCUUGUAACUGCAUGUAAAGCUUUGAUAUACCCAACUGCAGGAUCUACUCUGGUUCCAGUUUCUACAGAGAACAGAUGCAUUACAUGGACCCACACCGGGCCUACAGCCUUCAACAUGAUUAAGCAUACAUCCACUGUCUGUUUCUGUUCUCACAUUGAAAUAAAAAACCUUUGUGUUGUUUCAGCUAAGGAAACACCUAGGAUA